This is a messenger RNA of Apis florea (little honeybee), 529 nucleotides long. Its product is annotated as protein anoxia up-regulated. Lineage: Eukaryota; Metazoa; Arthropoda; Insecta; Hymenoptera; Apidae. The record is from RefSeq and is a predicted model, not a curated record.
ACGCCUCGGCAUUACGUGGUCCGUGACUAUCCGGAAGUCGGGGUGAGGUCUGCUCAAGAGCAGUACAGCUAUGCCUACACCAACACCAGCUCGUCGUCUUCCUCCUCCUCCACGGAUCCGUACAGUCGCCGCCCGCACAAGUCUAGCUACAGCGAGGAGAGCGUGUACAAGAGGGAGAGCGGCCCCUACGGAUCCUACUCGACUGAGAGAUCGACCAGGACAUCGAGUGGCGGCGCUCCUGGAAGCUAUCAUUCCUCCUACGAGUCCCACACUUCCGGUCGUUUGCCAGGUGGCACCACUUACCGCCAUUUCUCCUACCGUGUCUAAAUUCCCCACCGUCUCGAUCGAGCAGAGUCCAUCUUCUGGAAACACCCAUUCUUCCUGUUUCUCUCUCGCUCGAUCGACCAGCUUUUUUUUCUUCUUUUUUUUUUUUUUUGUUCUUUGCCCCUGUAUCUUUUCCAUAAUGGAUAUAUAACCGUCGUGCGUUUCUCCAAGACGAACCAGUGAUUCCCAACCUUUGAGUCGUGAC